This is a messenger RNA of Drosophila willistoni, 1380 nucleotides long. RefSeq names its product cytochrome b5-related protein. NCBI's taxonomy places the organism in Eukaryota, Metazoa, Arthropoda, Insecta, Diptera, Drosophilidae. The record is from RefSeq and is a predicted model, not a curated record. The coding region runs from base 57 to 1361 and encodes 434 amino acids. Gene Ontology annotation, molecular function: heme binding. Gene Ontology annotation, cellular component: mitochondrion. Gene Ontology annotation, biological process: lipid metabolic process. The transcript is spliced from 3 exons.
CGGUGGCCGUUGGUUGUGUGUUGUGUUGAGUAUAAGGAAACGAAAUCGUAAGGAUAAUGGUAAUUGAGGAUUGGAAACAAAGUGGCAUUGCCACCAAAUUCCCUACCUAUCGCAAUUCUCCUCUGGUGACAGUUCAUAGCUGGCAGAAGGGUAAGCGGCAGGACGAUGAGGCUGAAGGACUUUGGCGUAUCUAUGAUGGCAUCUAUGAUUUCACUGAAUUCAUUAACAAACAUCCUGGCGGUCCUUUUUGGAUAAAAGAAACACAAGGUACCGACAUCACCGAAGCCUUUGAGGCACAUCAUUUGACCACAGCACCAGAGAAAAUGAUAGCCAAAUAUAAGGUACGAGAUGCGGCCAAACCAAGGAUCUAUACAUUGACCCUGCAUGAGGAUGGCUUCUAUAAGACGCUCAAGAAGCGAGUGAGCGAGAAGCUGAAGACUGUCGAUAAGUCACCGAAGCGUAAAAGUGAUCUCAUCCAUUUUGGUAUCCUGCUAUCCACUUAUCUAUUUGCCAUAGCCAGUGCGAAAUAUGAUAGCUUGUUGGCUUUGGUUCUGGCUGGUGUAGCUCUAUGUUGGACUGUGAUUGUAUCCCAUAAUUAUUUCCAUCGUCGGGAUAAUUGGCAAAUGUAUACUUUUAAUUUGGGUCUGAUGAACUUUUGCUCGUGGCGGAUAUCCCAUGCAAUGUCGCAUCAUAUCUAUCCCAAUUCGUAUUUCGACUUGGAGUUAUCGAUGUUUGAGCCUCUGCUCUGUUGGAUACCAAACACCCAUAUCAAGAGUAAGGCUAUGCGUUAUGUAUCUUGGGUGACAGAACCAUUGGCCUAUGCAGUGGCCUUCUUCAUACAAAUGGGCACACGCAUUUUCUAUUCAGUGCGCCACACAAACAUUAUGUAUUGGCAUGAUCUGUUGCCCCUUACAUUACCCCUGGCCAUGCUGGUGGGAACGGGUGGUACAGCUCCCGUGCUUUUGUGUAUACGCCAAUGGCUGGCGAUGACGUCGAUAGCUAGUUUUGCUUUCUGCGUUAUCGGUUUGAAUGCGGCCCAUCAUGACCCGGAAAUCUAUCAUGAAGGUGAUACGAAUCGUGAGGAUCGCGACUGGGGUCUAUUCCAGGUGGACACCAUUAUCGAUCGUGGCGAUUUGAAAUGGUCACAGUUUUUGGUUUUAACCCAUUUCGGUGAUCAUAUAUUGCAUCAUUUGUUCCCAACCCUGGAUCAUGGUCUAUUGCCGGCUCUGUACCCGAUUUUGUAUGAGACCCUUGAUCAAUUUAAGGCCAAAUUGAGGGAAUGCAAUCACAUUGAACACAUGAUAGGUCAACAUAAGCAAUUGUUACGUACUGAACCCAAUACCAGGGCCCCAGGCAAAUAAAAAGUAAUCUUCAAUAAUA